Molecule: messenger RNA, 583 nt
Organism: Coniophora puteana RWD-64-598 SS2
Lineage: Eukaryota; Fungi; Basidiomycota; Agaricomycetes; Boletales; Coniophoraceae
Product: luminal binding protein
Exons: 2
Coding region: 1-477 (158 amino acids)
Biological process (GO): protein folding
Cellular component (GO): cytosol; nucleus
Molecular function (GO): ATP-dependent protein folding chaperone; ATP binding
Source: RefSeq, a predicted model, not a curated record
AUGUGGGCUGAUUUCUUCAAAUUCCGCAGUGGUCUACGUAUGCUCAACUUGAAGUCUGGCAAGUCUGAGUCGAUCACCAUCACCAACGAGAAGGGUCGUCUCUCCAAGGAAGACGUUGAGCGCAUGGUCCGCGAGGCUGAGGAGUUCGCCUCCGAGGAUGAGUCCAACCGCCGCCGCAAUGAGGCCCUCAACUCGCUCUCGUCGUUCGUCUAUGGCCUCAAGUCCCAACUCGCUGACCAGUCCGGGCUUGGUGGCAAGCUCGAGGAUGACAACAAGAAGGCGCUCCUCGACGCGAUCAAGGACACAACUGAUUGGAUAGACGAGUACGGCCAGAUGGCCAGCACUGAGGAUCUCGAGGAGAAGCUCAGCGAGGUCCAGAGCAUCGUCUCGCCCAUCACGAGCAAGCUCUACGCUGGCGGCGAGUCCUCCUCGGGCAACGCUGACGACGACGACUAUUACGGUCAUGACGAGCUGUAGAGAGUUUAUUUUGAUGGGCAUGAUACGUGCAAACUACACUGUACUGUUUGGGCACGCUUAAAAUAGAGCUAGCUAUAUAGUCAAUCAGAAAUUUCUUUAAAUCUCU